CCCCUCCCCCGCCUCCUGCCUUGUGACACAUCCUGGGCCCUCGCGGAGGCCGUAGCCGCGGCUCGGCGGCGGCAGCGCCGGCCACCACCUCCUCCUCCCGAGCCGCAGCCCAGCUCAACCUGCGGUGGCCCUGCUCUUGCUGCUGCAGCUGCUGCAGUCAUGGCUGCUGACGGGGUGGACGAGCGUUCGCCUCUGCUGUCAGCAUCCCACUCGGGAAAUGUCACUCCCACAGCCCCGCCGUACUUGCAAGAAAGCAGCCCAAGAGCUGAACUCCCGCCUCCGUACACCGCCAUCGCCAGUCCAGGAGCCAGUGGUGUUCCUGUGAUCAACUGUCGCGUGUGCCAAUCGCUAAUCAACUUGGACGGUAAACUUCACCAGCACGUGGUUAAGUGCACGGUUUGCAAUGAAGCUACGCCAAUCAAAACCCCCCCGACAGGGAAGAAAUAUGUUAGAUGCCCUUGUAAUUGUCUCCUCAUAUGUAAAGACACAUCUCGGCGAAUAGGAUGCCCGAGACCCAACUGUCGACGCAUUAUUAACCUUGGCCCGGUAAUGCUCAUUUGUGAGGAACAGCCGACUCAGCCUGCAUUGCCAGUCCAGCCAGAAGGCACAAGGGUGGUGUGUGGGCACUGCGGAAACACAUUCCUGUGGAUGGAACUGAGGUUCAACACUCUGGCAAAAUGUCCACACUGCAAAAAAAUCUCUUCGGUUGGUAGUGCACUUCCCCGGAGACGCUGCUGUGCCUAUAUCACCAUCGGAAUGAUAUGUAUUUUCAUUGGAAUUGGCCUAACAGUUGGCACACAAGACUUUUCAAGGCGAUUUCAUGCAACCUACGUGUCUUGGGCAAUUGCUUAUCUCUUAGGUUUGAUUUGCCUUAUCCGAGCUUGUUACUGGGGUGCAAUCAGAGUCAGUUAUCCAGAACACAGUUUUGCUUAAAUCUACCCCUGAAUCAUUGACGCAGGUGAGAGUGUCCAGUAGCUCUUGAAAAGCUCUUUUGGACGCCUUCAGAUCAUUUAUCCUCGUGGAUUCCAUCCAUGCUUUGUAUAGUAGUUUCGAGACUUUGAGUCUUUUCUCAACAGAUGCUCACUACAGUACAGUAUACGCAAGUUCAUUUUGCUGCUAGGUUAUCAGACUUGGAAAAAUAAAGUGCGUCUUUGUUCUUUUAAAUCAUUUAGAGGUAUUUUUGUGUUUGCCAUCACAUGUUACAUCUAACACCAGACUUUUAUUAUGUUUAAACCAGUAAUGUCAUUACUCGCUGAUCUGUGGCUGUUCCCAAGAAGUGUUUAUAAAUGUUUCUACAAUAGGUUCAUGUUUAUACUUAACAUUUUCAACAGAAUCGCUUGCUUUAAAAUCUAAGCAAUAUGCAUUUUUGCUUGAACUGCUUACUGUAAUUUUAACCUAAGAUUAUAGUUACCUUAUUCAGGAAAAAAAAAUUGAGUGUACUUUCAAAAACUUGACAUUCUUGUCAGAGAAACAUUUCUAGAUAUUAUAUGCUUUUUUUUUGUUGUUUGUAGAAAGAUACAAUAUUUUGGUAGUAAAUUAAAAUACUUAGGAUGAACAUGUUUGGCCAGAGUUGGAUAUGUUGGAUAAAUGUCUUUUCUCUAAGAUUACAGAACCUUUUGCCUUUUAUUUUUGUCUUUUUAUUUAGCAUUUACAAAAAUCUGGUUUAUGGAACUUAGUGUUAGUCUGCUGGAUGUAUUCCGUUGUAGACCGGAGGAGGUAUUACGGAAAACAUGCUUUAUAAGGCUUCAUCAUCUCAUCACAGACACAUUUACACUGGGCUGCGUUCCCUCUCCUUAGAUCAUGGCAAACUUUUCUUUGUGAGAUCCCAUGUGUGCUCGCUUCCCUGUACAGAGAACCUAUGGCAUCUGGCCUUAGCCGAAACACUAAAGUUAAAGAUUCUCUUACUGUCUCUCAGCUGACCAGAUAAGGAUUGAGUCAGCUUACUCCAGGAAAUGGAUCAGAUGUAACGAGCUUCACAGCUUUCUAAGAUUUGCCCGGGGGUCUGUGGAGUCAGCUCGUGCACUGCCCACGUGUGCAGCCUCAAUGUAGUUAUUAUAUUGAGAGUUAAUGGCUUAAACUCUUUCAAACUGUUGAUCAGACAAUUGCGUGACCUGAGUAAAUUAGUAGGUGGUUCCGAGGGACACGACUAAUAUUUUAAGUUAUUUAUGUUCCUGGUUAAUCUACAAAUGCACUUAGCGCGAAGUUUGAAGUGAAAUACAUGUAAACCUCAAAGAGAAAAUGAUAAAUGUAUAAAUGCAGUAGCUCAGGAUUAUAUGUAUCUUUGAAAAUACACUAAUAAAGAUGAUUAUUCAAGAAUG
Microtus ochrogaster (prairie vole) is the source of this 2318-nucleotide messenger RNA. RefSeq names its product phosphatidylinositol-4,5-bisphosphate 4-phosphatase 2 (gene Pip4p2). The record is from RefSeq and is a predicted model, not a curated record. Lineage: Eukaryota; Metazoa; Chordata; Mammalia; Rodentia; Cricetidae. Gene Ontology annotation, biological process: phosphatidylinositol dephosphorylation. Gene Ontology annotation, cellular component: late endosome membrane; plasma membrane; phagocytic vesicle membrane. Gene Ontology annotation, molecular function: phosphatidylinositol-4,5-bisphosphate 4-phosphatase activity.